Molecule: messenger RNA, 1387 nt
Organism: Athalia rosae (coleseed sawfly)
Lineage: Eukaryota; Metazoa; Arthropoda; Insecta; Hymenoptera; Athaliidae
Product: acyl-CoA Delta(11) desaturase-like
Exons: 5
Coding region: 302-1294 (330 amino acids)
Biological process (GO): unsaturated fatty acid biosynthetic process
Cellular component (GO): endoplasmic reticulum membrane
Molecular function (GO): stearoyl-CoA 9-desaturase activity; iron ion binding
Source: RefSeq, a predicted model, not a curated record
GUGACAAUACUGCGCUAAGUUCUUGAUCGGGAGUAACAUUAACUAUAAUUAUUUCACAUAAUUAUAUCUGAAAACUCCCGAAUAGAACUUUUGCGAAGACUUUUGAAUAGGAUUUUUUCGUCGGUGGAGUGGUUCGGAGCAAUAAUUAUUUUAUUCGGUUAUAUAGCCGAUACUUUGGGAUUGGAACCGUUGAAAUACGCUUGGAUUGAACUGAAAAGUGAACACGUACGAUUGUUGACAUCCGUUAGCAUCUCCGCAAACUUGUCGAGUGAAUACAUGGGACUCGAACGAUAGCUGCAAAAUGAGUGCAAACGAAGAUGUAAUUCGACCAUCGGAUGCCAAAUGUGACGAAGCGAGCGAUGCGGAAUUUUCGGAAUCGCCGUCGUUGCGUGAAUGGAUAAGACGAGUUGUUUGGUUCAAUUUUUUGUACUUGGUAUUUUUUCAUGUCGGUUAUAUUCUGUCCAUCAUUACAUACGUUUUCGGACUAUAUUCGGACCCGGUUAAAUGGCAGACGAUUGUCUGGGUGGUUUUCCUCUUCCUCACAGUUGGUGUGGGUAUAACUGGAGGAGUUCAUCGCUACUGGACUCACCGUACUUACAAAGCGAAACUUCCUUUGAGAAUAAUUCUGAUGAUCAUGUAUUCGGCUGCUGGAUCGUAUCCAAUUUUCUACUGGGUAAAAGACCACAGAGUUCACCACAAAUAUUCCGAAACCAAUGCGGAUCCCUACAACGCAAAACGAGGAUUUUUUCAUGCACAUUUCGGAUGGAUUGUUCAGCCAAGACAUCCCGAAUAUCUUCGAAGAGGAAGAGAAGUAGACAUGUCCGACAUAAUUGCUGAUCCAGUCGCAAUGUUCGAGAAGAAGUACGCCGUAGAGUUGAGACUACUUCUUUGUUUUGGCCUCCCAACGAUAAUUCCGAUUUUAUGUUGGAAUGAGACGAUUUUUCAUGCCGUUCUAUUACUGUGUUUCAUACGUUAUAUAACAAUAUGGAAUGCUACUUCCAGCGUUAACAGUUUCUCUCAUAUUUACGGCAGUCGCCCAUACAACAAAUCAAUAGGCCCCACGGAAUUACCAAUUGUGUCGUUUUUCACCUUCGGCGAAGGAUCGCAUAAUUAUCACCACACAUUUCCUUGGGAUUACAAGGCGACAGAGUCGCUUUUCAAGCAUUUCAGUUUAACGACGCUUUUCAUCAACGCAUGUGCGAAACUCGGAUUAGCUUAUGAUCUCCGAGAAGCUUCACCUGAACUUGUGGAAAAAGUUAUUCGUCGCACGGGCUACAAAAGCAAGAAUCAAUGAAUUAUCAAUCUCAUUCCGAUAUUGUGAAUUUGAUAAUCAACAGCAUCGGCAAUAAUAAAACUCAACAAAUAAAUAGAGAAAUGAUAAAACCGA